Messenger RNA from Esox lucius (northern pike), 2803 nucleotides. Its product is annotated as proline-, glutamic acid- and leucine-rich protein 1. Lineage: Eukaryota; Metazoa; Chordata; Actinopteri; Esociformes; Esocidae. The record is from RefSeq and is a predicted model, not a curated record. Bases 620 to 2272 code for a protein of 550 amino acids. The transcript has 6 exons.
CAAACAUUCUCCCUAAUUCUCUAUAUCACGAUGGCCGGAAUAACUGUGAAAGGAAAUAGAAAUUAACUUCGUUGGAAAUCUACACGACGCAAGACAUUCGAGUUAAAAUGAAAGUAAUUAACACGGUUUUCUACGCAUCCGUCUUAAUCUCAGCCCCUGCGACUGUUGCUAGGAGCCUAGGAUAGACCCAACAUCCAAUCAUCUGCGCAGCCCUUCGCUCUUUUCUAGUUUGAAGGCUAGAAUUACAUGACAUCAUUUGAAGCGCGACCCCGUCCCACCUACGAGAAAAACAAACAAACGUGAUAUCCUCAAAUCCUUUUCAUUUUCCCACGAGCUGGAAAAGAAAACACCCGGAGCUGCGUUUUGCAUUGGGAUGAUUUCCCUCCGUAUCCACAUCGCGCAGCCCGUGACAUUUCUGGAUUGGUCGCGGCGGUAUCCCCGAUAGUAUCGGAUUCUGGGAGGUGCGGUCUUUACGCACGGGGAACGGCGGAGGGGCUGGCUGCUGGGCUAUGGAUUCAGUGUGGGAGUGAGAGAGAUGGGGGCUUAGCACAAUAACAUACAUCCAACUCCUCACAGUGAUCCCGUCUGUCGUUGUCAUAAAUUGCUUCUGUCCCUGACCAUGGAUCCAGAGAAGACGUUGACGUUCUGCCUGGGGCUCAAAGCAGAGGCGAUGACCAUCUCCCUGCCGGAGCCGGGCGGACCCACAGCCACAGUAAGAAGGCUAACCCUUCCACUCAUCCACCGACAGCCCGGAAUAGCAGGGCCGCAGGUGACGGUGCAUCCACAGGCUUCAGACAUUGGCACCAUCAACAAGGGGGUGAAGUACCAGGGCAGCUCCGGCGGUCAGCCUGUGAUUGGUCCAAAGUACUGCCCUGGGGUGAACAACAACCCGGGCUACCUGUGCGAGACCGGUCACUGCUGCGGAGAGACGGGCUGCUGCACGUACUACUAUGAACUCUGGUGGUUCUGGCUGCUUUGGACCAUUCUGAUUCUGUUCAGCUGUUGCUGUGCCUACCGCCAUCGCAGGGCCAAGAUGCGCAUCCAGCAGCAGCAGAGGCAGAGGGAGAUCAACCUGAUCGCCUACCACGGAGCCUGCAGCUACCCCGCCUCCAUGUUGGACCUAAGUUUCCUGGCCUCCUUUAAACUGCCUUCUUAUGAGGAGGUGGCAGCCCAGCCUCCGUCACCCCCUCCUCCCUACAGCUCCGUCUUUGCCCUGCAGGGGGCGAUGGGGGGCUCAUCCGCCUACACCGCCACCCCCUAUGGUUCUGCGUACCCCCACCACCACCAGCAGCAGCCCCCAGGCCCCCCCUCCUAUCUGGGCAGCUCCCGGGCUGGCCCCAGCGGCACCGCCGUCACCCUGACCUCCUCACAGAGUUCGGACAAUUACACCAGCUGCUCCUGCGAGUCCUGCUCCCUCCUCACCUCCCGGUCAAGCACCUCCUUCUCCGUCCAGGUGACCUACGAGACGGAUGACACCUCCCGCGCCACCACGCCGGGCAGCGAAGCCGGGGCGGGGGGAGGUGGGAGGGAGGUCCGGAGGGUUUUCCCUAAGGAGGUUUCAGCGGCGGAGGGCAUCGGGGCCGUCAGGUCGCCCUUGUCUCCUGGAGGAUGUCCGCCAUCUCUGCCCCCUCCUCAGCCCAGUUUCUUACCUUUAUGUUCUCCAACUGCAAGCGAGGGGAUCCCGGCAAUGUCUCCUCCUCUGCCGCUCCCCAAACUUUGUUCUCCUCCUCCGCCGCUCCCUGCACUCCACCGGCCGCUCCCCCCCCUUGUCCUCGUGGACCCCCUGGGCGUGAUGGCCGAGAAGAGAGGGGUGGAGGGCGACCCGGGCGAGGGGAGGGUCACGGAGCGAAAGAGCCCUUCGACAGUCUGUCUGCCCAAGCCCACCCAGUCUCCUCCCAGACAUGCGCUGUUCUCCACCAACGUAGACUUCUUCGAACCCGUCGAGAAAGGGAGGAGAGAUGAAGAGGAGGAGGAGGACGACGAAGAGGAUCAUUUCCGCCACCGCCGGCUCACGGGCGAUUCCGGCAUCGAAGUGUGCCGCUGCCGGGUGAAGAGUGAGGAAGAGGAGAAGGUGGAAGAAGAGAGCGAUGGGGGAGGGGAUCGAGAGGACGGGACGGGUAUACUCCAUGACAGCGUGGACUGCUCCCUCCGCGCGCAUCGUGUCACCCCAUCGCAGCUCCCAUCUGAUGAUUGUGCCACCCAGUGUGGCCACGCCUCCUCCUCAGCCGUCCCCAGGGGCGGGGACGCGGCCAUUACCGUGGAGUCGUCAUGAGAACGCCCAAUGAGGGCCAACUGACUCAGCAAGGCUACCCAAAUGGAGUUUAGGGGUGUUUACUUCGACCCAAUAGUGUCCCCUACUGUCCGAGCCAGGAAGUUGGAAGGAAGCCCGGGCCCACAUUCACUUCGUUCGGGCCUGGUAGUGUUACCGUAGUAAUGUCACGUCACCGUAGUAACACGGAGGAGGAAGACUCAUCGCAGCCAUCUAAUGCUAACUAGGAGAGAACCCAGGAGAGGAAGGGCAGACUGUUGAUCCUUCUGAUUCUGACUGCCGCUCAUUGACAUUCCGUGCCGUUGCCAUGCCACCCACAACAGACGCCUCCAUCAUUUUCACUCAAAGAAUGGAAACAAAGCGCCAAGUAAUGAUAUAUUCACAUUGCUCGCUCUCCCUCUGUCCCUCAAACACCCCCUCUGUGUCUCUAUCCACCAACCAUUCUAGCAUUCCCUCAACCCAUCUCUCUCUCUGUUUCCACACCCAUCUCUCUCUCUCUCUCUGUUUCCACACCCAUCUCUCUCUCUCUCUCUC